This is a messenger RNA of Cervus elaphus (red deer), 2343 nucleotides long. RefSeq names its product component of oligomeric golgi complex 8 (gene COG8). The transcript has 6 exons. Gene Ontology annotation, molecular function: peptide deformylase activity. Gene Ontology annotation, biological process: intra-Golgi vesicle-mediated transport. The coding region runs from base 32 to 1963 and encodes 643 amino acids. Gene Ontology annotation, cellular component: COG complex. Lineage: Eukaryota; Metazoa; Chordata; Mammalia; Artiodactyla; Cervidae. The record is from RefSeq and is a predicted model, not a curated record.
CGGGAGAGGAAGUGACGCUGUUGCCGAAAAGAUGGCGGCAACGGCGACGAUUCCAUCUUCAACUACGGCCUCGGCCACGACGACAGCCACUGCGGCUGCUCUCGGGGAGGUGGAGGAUGAAGGGCUCCUGGCGUCGCUGUUCCGGGACCGCUUUCCGGAGGCCCAGUGGCGGGAGCGGCCUGACGUGGGACGCUAUCUCAGAGAGUUGAGUGGCUCAGGACUGGAGCGGCUGCGGCGGGAGCCCGAGCGCCUGGCCGAGGAGCGAGCGCAGCUGCUGCAGCAGACGCGCGACUUGGCCUUCGCCAACUACAAGACCUUCAUCCGCGGCGCCGAGUGCACCGAGCGCAUCCACCGUCUCUUUGGGGAUGUGGAGGAGUCGCUCGGCCGCCUGCUCGACCGCUUGCCCAGCUUCCAACAGAGCUGCAGGAAUUUUGUGAAAGAGGCUGAGGAGAUCAGUUCCAAUCGCCGGAUGAACACCCUGACUCUAAACCGGCACACGGAAAUCCUGGAGAUCCUGGAGAUCCCUCAGCUCAUGGACACCUGUGUCCGGAACAGCUAUUAUGAAGAGGCCCUGGAGCUGGCAGCCUACGUACGCCGACUAGAAAGGAAAUACUCCUCCAUCCCUGUCAUCCAGGGCAUUGUGAAUGAAGUGCGCCAGUCCAUGCAGCUGAUGCUGAGCCAGCUGAUCCAACAACUGAGGACCAACAUCCAGCUCCCUGCCUGCCUCCGUGUCAUUGGCUUUCUACGGCAAAUGGAUGUCUUCACUGAGGCUGAGCUGAGGGUCAAGUUUCUUCAGGCCCGAGAUGCUUGGCUCCGUUCCAUCCUGACUGCCAUCCCCAAUGAUGAUCCCUAUUUCCACAUCACAAAAACUAUCGAGGCCUGCCGUGUCCAUCUGUUCGAUAUUAUCACCCAGUACCGUGCCAUCUUCUCAGACGAGGACCCUCUGCUGCCUCCUGCCAUGGGUGAGCACAUGGUGAAUGAGAGUGCCAUCUUCCACGGCUGGGUGCUGCAGAAAGUCUCACAGUUCCUGCAGGUGCUGGAGACCGACCUUAACCGAGGGAUUGGCAGCCGUCUGGACUCUCUGCUGGGCCAGUGCAUGUACUUUGGGCUGUCCUUCAGUCGAGUAGGGGCUGAUUUCCGGGGUCAGUUGGCACCUGUUUUCCAGCAGGUGGCUAUCGGCACUUUCCAGAAAGCAAUUCAGGAGGCCGUUGAGAAGUUCCAGGAUGAAAUGAACUCUUAUACCCUCAUCUCGACUCCAGCCGUCCUGGGCAGCAGUACCCUGCCGGCUGCUGCUCCAGUCACUCAGCCAGGGACCCUGCAGCCGCCCAUGGUGCUCUUAGAUUUCCCGCCCCUUGCCUGCUUCCUCAACAACAUUCUGGUCGCCUUCAAUGAUCUACGCCUCUGCUGCCCUGUGGCCCUGGCGCAGGAUGUGACCAGGGCCCUGGAGGACGCCCUUGACAAGGUAACUAAAGUAAUCCUGGCCUUCCAUCGUGCAGAAGAGGCUGCCUUCAGCAGUGGGGAGCAAGAGCUCUUUGUCCAGUUCUGCACUGUCUUCCUGGAAGACCUUGUUCCUUAUUUAAAUCGCUGUCUCCAAGUCCUCUUUCCUCCAGCUCAGAUCACACAGACCUUAGGCAUUCCACCCACUCAGCUCUCCAAGUACGGAAACCUGGGGCACGUGAACGUCAGCGUCGUCCAGGAGCCUCUGGCCUUUAUCCUGCCCAAGAGAGAGCCGGUCUUCUGUCUGGACAAGGAGCUAGUCCCGGAGCUCCCGGCUCCAGCGCCAGCACUGCCCCCCGAGGCGCCGAGGUUGGACCCUAGAGGAGAGCAGGUGGCGUGGCAGGCAAGUGGGUGGGCAGCCCGCAUCAUCCAGCACGAGAUGGACCACUUGCAGGGCUGCCUGUUCAUUGACAAAAUGGACAGCAAGACGUUUACAAACAUCCACUGGAUGGAGGUGAAUGACUAACCAAGACACACUGCACUCCGGCUUUGAGCUGGGCACAUCUUCCUUGCUGGACUUGGUGCUGGCUCUGCUCUGACAGAAAACAACGGACUGCCAGAGCUACCAAACUGAGUUGGAGGAAGAUGCUAAAAAUGUGUACUCUGAAAUGAGCUAUGGACAAUAUAUUGCUUUCAACCUGAGAAGAAAAGUAUCUCCUCUAAAAGAGUGGACAUUUCCUGGCAAUUUUGUAUAGAGAUGGGAGGUGAGGGGUGCAAAUAAAUAGCCACUCAGUAGAUGUGAUUUCAGAGGAGUGUAGCUAUCUAUUCCCCAAGCCACGAUUAGAUAAUGAUGUAACCCCCAAACAUCUGAAAGCUGUAUUUAAAAUGCAGAUUAAGGUUGUGGUU